ACAUCUCGUAUUUCAUUUUCAGAGGAAUCAAAACCGAACUGAACUCAUUCACACCCACCCGAGUCUCGGACGCGCAGCAGCACAAUGUUGAAAGCGUUGAUUAUUCAGACCAUUUGUGCCAAUAAUGGAUCGCUGGAUUGGGAUGAUUUGGUGUCAAGAUUCGGUUGCUGUGAGGAUGUUGUGAAUCAGAAUGAAUCUUUCGCUGUUGUUGUUAUAAACGGAAGGAAGACAGUUUUGGUGAGAAGUCAAGUUCGCCUGUGCAGAGCGCAGAACUGCGGCGGCUGCGCAAAGCUUCAUCUGUGUAAACAUUACCUGUUCGGCUCGUGUCGAUUCAAUAGAGGACGACGAACAUGUCGGUUCAGUCAUGAUCUGAUCUCAGGUCAGAAUUCUGCUCUUCUCACCUCUCAUGGCCUGAACAUGCUAGACAGAAAAGAGCUUUGUGUUCUUCUGCUCCAAAAUGAUAAUGGCCUCUUACCACAGGUGUGUUAUUCUUAUAAUAAUGGCACAGGUGAAUAUGGGCGAUGUGAGCAAGGCGAGGACUGUAAGAGAAUGCACAUCUGUGAGAAAUACCUGCGAGGGUCCUGUGAGUGUUCCCGGGCUCAUGAUUUCUAUGAGCCUCAUCCUCUAAAGACCCUACAAAACAGAGGGGUGCCCACUGAACUCAUGUUCAUCAUGAAGGAUCUCUACACAAAUAUUGAAGCCUUAAGGGAUCUAACCAAAAACAAACAACCAAAAGCUGCAAACACUAAUGGUGCCAAAAACAGAACCAGAAAUCAAAAACCGACAGAUACUCCUAAUGCAAAUAAAGGACAAAACAAGCCCUUUCAAAACUCCACAGAGAAAACUGAGAUCUGUAUGUAUUACAUCAAAGGAUUUUGUAAACAUGGAGACUCCUGUAGAAAGGAACAUUCCAGUGUUCCGUAUCAGUGGGAAUUCCGAGACGGAUCCGAGUGGAAAUCUCUUCCUGACAAUGAGGCUGUGGAGAAGGAUUAUUGUGAUCCUGAGAAAUCAUACAGCUCUGGAAUGCCUGCGGUUUCUUUUGAUACGAUGACUCGAGGUUCUCAAAGCGUCAGGCGUCUGUCAACGGUGUCAUCAGUCAUCCAACCCACCUUCAUUCUGACCACAGAGUGGCUCUGGUACUGGGAGGAUGAGUUUGGAAACUGGAUCCAGUACGCAACAUCAGAAGGAGGUCACACAUCUUCAUCCAUCAGUAGUGCUGAGUUGGAGCAGAGUUAUCAGACUGACAACAGUUUAGUGAUUGAGUUUAUUGCUGGAUCGCAAACCUAUCAACUCAGUUUAAAAGAUAUGAUUCAGACAAACAAAUCUUAUGGAACUAAGAAGCUCGUAAGACGUCGCCCCAAAUUUGUUUCUGCAGCUGAUGUUCAUAUAAUCAAGAGAACUAAACGGACACCCAUCAAUUUUAAGAGUCUACCAGAACACUGGGAUAAAUCUCUUAUUCCUGACACUGGAUUUAAGAGAGUGAAGCUGCUGAGCUCAUCUGGUGAAUACAGCAAGAUCCAGAAACUGUUCAACGCCACUAUGAGAGGAUAUACCAUUCAGCAGAUUGACAGGAUUCAGAACAAAGCAUUAUGGGAACAAUUUCAGUUGCAGAAGGAUCAUAUGAAGAAGAAGAAUGGGGGCAGAGAUGUGAAGGAGAAUGAGCUGUUUCAUGGCACAGACCCAAAGUAUUUAGAUGCCAUCUGUCUGAAUAACUUUGACUGGAGGAUCUGUGGAACACACGGCACAGCUUAUGGCAAAGGCAGUUAUUUUGCUAGGGAUGCUGAAUACUCUCACAACUACACCAAAGAUUUAGGAACCCGUUGCAUGUUCGUUUGUCGGAUUCUGGUGGGCGACUACGCCAAAGGUUCUUCCAGCUACCUCCGGCCCCCCUCUAAAGAUGGAGGAGAUACGGUCUUCUACGACAGCUGCGUGAAUGAUCUCUACAAUCCCACCAUAUUUGUUGUGUUUGAAAAGCAUCAAAUCUACCCCGAGUAUCUGAUUGAGUACAGAGACUCGACUUCUCAUCACACACAAAUCCCUGCGGCAGCCACGAGACCAGCAACAGUGAGAAGACCAGUAUCUGCAUUUGCGUACAGCUCAAAUCCACAGCCUAUCUCACACACCUAUACCACCCCCUCACAUACCACACCCUCACAUGCAUCAUUCUCAUCUAGACCUAAUGUCACCAGCUCACAGGCCUCUUCCCUUUAUAACGCCCCCUCAUUUACCUCAUCCUCAUCUCAAUCUUCCUUGUAUGAUUCUUCUUCACGCAGAGCCUCACCAUCUUCAUCCUCUAAUUCGGGGUGCAUCAUCUCCUGACUCAACUUCACUUUGAUUACUAUUAUUUAGUCUAAUAAUGGCACCACUUUAUAAAGUGUUCUUCAAGUGUUCUUAUUUUUGUGAAAUUGAGGGCUUUAGAUUAAGCAGACAAAGACUUUAUGGGGCGGUUUCCCGGACAGGGAUUAGACUAGUCCUAGACUAAAAUAAAUGUAAGAGCUGUCCAAACUCAAAACAACUUGCACUGACGUACCUUAAAAUACACCAGCGUCCUUUGUUUUGCCUCAAAAUGCACAUAAGUAAUGUUUUUAGUAAAGUAUGUUUGUUAAAACUAGUUAUAUUUCCCAAUUAAAAUCAGGUCUAGUCCUGGCUUAAGCUAAUCCCUGUCCGGGAAACCGCCCCUGAAUGGAUCAGUUUCCCAGACAAGGUUUAGAUUAGGACAUUUAAGUAGUUUUUAUAAACAUACCUUAAAAAAUAAUACUGGUGUGCAUCUUGAGACAAAAAACAGCACUGAUAUGUUUUAGGAUAUGUCUGUGCAAGGUUUUUUUUUAAAGUAAGGCACCACAAACAUGCAUUUUAGUCUGGGACUAGACAUGAACCCUGCUCGGGAAACCACCCCAUGACAAUCAAAUUGCAUUUUUAAGAGAACUUUUAAAAAUGGCCUUUGAAAUCACCAAAUGAAUAAUAAUGAAUGUAGUUCAUUGUCAUACAAAUGUAUACAGUUAUUUCUUAUUUUUCAAGUGAUGUUUGUAAUAAUCACACCUGAUACUGAUAAUAAAGCUUUUCUGUUUCCAAUUGUAAAGAAAAAUAAGUGUUUGUACUCAUACUUGUAGCCUACAUAUUACAUGUAAAUACACAUACAGACUGAACAUAUAAUAAUAAUAAAUAAUAUUUGUCAUA
Molecule: messenger RNA, 3177 nt
Organism: Misgurnus anguillicaudatus (oriental weatherfish)
Lineage: Eukaryota; Metazoa; Chordata; Actinopteri; Cypriniformes; Cobitidae
Source: RefSeq, a predicted model, not a curated record